This is a messenger RNA of Tuber aestivum (summer truffle), 4138 nucleotides long. Lineage: Eukaryota; Fungi; Ascomycota; Pezizomycetes; Pezizales; Tuberaceae. The record is from the annotation of a GenBank genome assembly.
AUGUCGAUGCCUGCAAAUCCGAACCCGGAUCGUGCCGGGCGGCAGGCGAGGCCCGAUAUGGUACGUGGUGAAACCGCCCGUGAAUUAUUUAACAACUUGAAAUGGUGGUGGUUGACGGGGAAGCUCCAGAGUCGCUCUUCAUCGAUAAUAAUCCCCGCAACUGGCCUGCGGAUACAUAGGUCUUCAACGAAUCUUCCAAGGAAUUAUACGCUUAGGAGGUUAGUCUGCUUCCCUCAUCCCGUCUCAGACCUAAGUGAAGCUAACCCCCGCACAGCGAACCAACGCCUCCGCUCCCCCGUCCCGCACCUGACUCUGAUGACGAUGGCAAUGAAGUGUCGGACAGAACUCCAUUGCUUGGGGGCGGAGUAAGCUUCGCAAGGAGGGGAAGGGUAAGGUCGGGGUUGAGGCGUGGAAGGAGGUUGGUGAAAAGUUGGUCUGCCGGGCUAGAUCAUGAGAUCUGGAAGAAGGUUAUCAAGUGCUCGUUGGCAUAUUGGGUUGGGAGUUUGGCUACGUGUGUUUCUCUCCCAUGGGCUUGAUGGAAGGGGUGACUUAUGCGGAGGAUAGGUUUGUCCCGGUGAUCUCGGCGUUUUUGGGGAGAUAUGAUGGAAAGCAUAUGGUAUGGCUCCUCGCUCUGCCGGCGGUUGUACUGCAGAUGGGAUGGGAUGAGAUGGAUAGCGCUGAUCUGUCUCACGACGUGGGUUUAGGUUGCUACAUGUGCCGGUAGGAUCCGGUGUAUCCGUGCUUGAUUGAGUGGGUAUGUGGUUGGCUCACGACUUGGUAUUCGCGGCUAGUCUAUUUCCAUCCGGGUAAUUACUUCAUGAUCUAAAAGCUUAUUGAUGAUUAUUGCCUAAUUUUUGGGAUUGGAUGGGGAUUAGCUCGGUCUGCUGGGAGUAUGCGUUUCCCACAUCCGCUACAGUAUGCUUGCGCAUUUCUGAUCCUUCUCCUUCCUUAGGUAUGCAUGAAGCGACGAUAUUUGCGCUGGCUGCAUUUCUAUAUAGCACAAUUAUUUCCAUCGGGAGGUAUGUCGGAGGAACGUUUUUCCAGACACAUGAGCACAAGUUGAUGCUAACUGUGUUAAACAAUGAACAGCAUGGGAGUUUCACUGCUAUUUUAUCAAUUGGAAUUGAUUGAAUUAGGACAUGCCAUCGUUCUCACCGUGUUCUGCGCUGGUGGAUUAGGGUUGAUUGGAUACACCAAGAUCGCCAUGUCCAGUCCGACGGUCAGCGUAGCUUGUUCGCUAGCCUCUAUAUCCAUUAUCACUAUUUUAACUAAGGAAGGUAAUCUAGUAGAGUAUCCGCUGGCUCGCAUGGCCCGCUUGCUCACAAUUUGUAGGGAGCGUCCAACGUGGCGACUUCACCAUGGGAAAGAUAUACCAGGUGUCCACCAUUGUAAUAAUGUCGAUCGUUAUAUCAAACUUUCUAGCUUUUACUUUGUGGCCCACAUCUGCGGUCGGAAAACUUAGGCAGUUGAUGAUUAGGUCUACUGAUUCUUUCUCGGCCAUGGCAUGUUACUCGCCGUUAUUCCAUCGAGUGAUGAACUGUGCUAACCUAGCAAUAGUUGACUAUCAUCACCCGCAGCUUUCUCAACGGAAGUGAGGACGAGCUACUUGGGGAAAACUUCAAAAGCGCCACGACUAAUCACAGGACCGUGUUUACGUCUUUGAUAAAAAAUCUUAAAGAAGCGAAGUAUGAGCACUGCCUCCGCGGCACGGAGCAAGAAUACGAAGUCGAAAAGCAACUCAUCGAGUGCAUGCAGCGACUAGCUCAACAUAUUGGUGGUCUUAGGAGUGCCGCUUCAACCCAGUUUACCCUUUUAGCCACUGCCCAGGAGCACCGGGCGAAUGCAAAGUCGGGUGGUGCUAGUGGAGGGAUUCCUAUGAAUCCUCGAGAGGACGCGACUGACGGCCCACAGCUUUUCACUCCUCCAGAUCAUGACCAGAUCGCAGCUCCCUCCCGGUUUGCCUCAAUUUCCGAAGCCACUUCCAUCGCCGGGAGCGACAUUUCUACAGUGGAAGAGGACACCACCGCGCCGAUUAGGAUAUUCGACCAAUUUAUUUUCCACCUUGGUCCUCCCAUGAAGUCCCUUGCGUAUACUUUAAAGCUCACACUUGAUGAUCUGCCAUUUAACACCGGUAAAACGCACAGGAUCCAUGUGAACAGGGAGUUUAGAGGAAGUCUAAGUCGAGCAAUAGCGCUCUACUCGGAGACAAGAAUCGAAGCGCUGAACACGCUUUACAAAAGCGAGGCUGUGACAAAAGAACGCCCGAUGAUGGAGGCCGCUGACGUAGAAGAAAUUGCGGCGAGUUGCGGAUACUUUUCAUAUUGUCUGCUAUAUUUUGCCGAAGAGAUGCUUGUAUUUCUUGGCCUUCUCGAGGAACUAGAAGACUUGCAGGCGAGGAAGCCGCGGUCGUGGGAGUGGGCCAAGUUCUGGAAGCUCAAGAAGAGCAGGAAGACUGCCGAAGAAGAAAAUUGUGAUUCCUAUGGCUAUGCCUUUUUUUCGACCAUUUUCUAAUACCCCCUACUGUAGUAGUGACCCCAACCAAUAACGCUAGCAACGUUGACGGUUUCACCCUCAGGCGGACAAAUACCAUUCCGAACGUCGCUCCGGAAACCGGCAUGCCAUUCACUUAUAAAGUGUGGAAAGCGUUGAGUCUAUUCCGGCAGCAUAACGUGCAGUUUAGUAUCAAAGCCGGCGUGGGCGCUGCCAUCUACGCUCUUCCAGCAUUCGUACCCCAGACACGGCCGAUAUACUCCCGCUGGCACGGGGAAUGGGGUCUGGUUUCUUACAUGAUAGUCAUGUCCAUGACCCUCGGCCAGACGAACAACUCUGGCAAAGCAAGAGUCUUGGGGACAUUCUUGGGAUCGAUUCUAGCGCUCUUCGCCUGGUUCGUCUUCUCCACGAACCCAUACACACUCUCACUCUUCGGCUGGGCCGUCUCAAUCCCGUGUUUCUGGGUCAUCCUAACCUGGAAGCAAGCUACCUUUGGCCGCUUCAUUCUGCUAACUUACAACCUCUCCGUCCUCUACGCCUACUCUCUCGCAACCUCCUCCACCGGUGGGGGGGACGACGAUGACGAUGAAGGCGGCACGAGCCCGAUAAUCACUAACAUAGUCCUCCACCGCUCGGCAGCCGUAACCGCCGGCGUCCUCUGGGGCGUCUUCAUAAACUUCGCGAUCUGGCCCACCAGCGCGAGGAACAAACUCCGCCACGGCCUGGGUGUGCUCUGGCUGCGCAUGGCUCUAAUCUGGCGUCACGACCCACUCCUCAGCCUACUAGAACCCACCACCACGGCCAAUCCCGACCACCACAACGGCCACAGCCAGAAGAAAUACAUGAACAUAACCGAGGAACACGCUCUCCAAAGUGCCCUCCUUCGCCUCGGCCGCCUGACAGACUCUGCCCCGCACGAAUUCCGCCUAAAAGGCCCGUUCCCAGCAAGCGACUACAAAAACCUCAUCGUGGCCAGCCAAGCCAUGCUAGACGCGUUCCAUGGCAUGGCCGUCAUGAUUGCCAAAGACCCGCGCGCAAACCGCCGCGAAGCGGAGAUCCUGGCGCAUACCCGCCGCGAACGAGAGGACCUCUGCGCUCGCAUCAGUCACUUGUUCUACGUGCUGGCCGGCUCGAUGAAGUUGGGUUUCCCGUUACCGGGAAGUUUGCCCAAAACGGAUAGAGCUAGGGACCGCUUGUUGGCGGCGCUGUUCGAGUUCAGGAAGAGGGUUCGCGGGACGGAAGGGGAUUCAGAUGAGGAUUUUGCGUUGAUUUAUGCCUAUGGUUGGUUUUCCCUUCACGCUUUCUUGAGGUUGGGGUUGGAGCUAAUCCGGGGGCGUGGGUAGCGUUGGUUACUGGCAGGAUAUCGGAGGGGCUGUUGGACGUCAUUGCUACGGUUGAGAGGCUUUACGGCGUACUUGAGGAGGAGAUGCUGGUUAUUUGAAGUGGUGGAAGGGCAGCUGGGUGGUGAUGAGAUGGCUGCCUUUGUCCAUUUGUUUUUUUUAUCCCCCGUUUGUUUAUAAUAUACCCAUUGAUACCCCUGAAUUCAUGAUACUUAAAAAAUUAUCGGAAAAAGUUGCCUGUCUAUUUUUUUUUUUAUUCGCUUGGCAGUUUGUUCACAAUAUAUCCAUAGAUAUCCCCGAAUUCACAC